This is a messenger RNA of Ilex paraguariensis (yerba mate), 459 nucleotides long. Lineage: Eukaryota; Viridiplantae; Streptophyta; Magnoliopsida; Aquifoliales; Aquifoliaceae. The record is from the annotation of a GenBank genome assembly.
AUGCGAUACCGGACAAUACUUAUUGACUCGCCUGAGUUUGAGUCGGUGUUAUCGAGUUCAAGUCGUGAACUCUGCCCCGCGUCGAAGGAUAUUUUUAGCUCGGCGACCGGAGAGGGAGUCACCGACGUUGUUGCUGUAUACGGUGCCUUAUUUUCAUGUAUUUGGGUUUUUGACAGUGUGAAGUCUGUGGCUCUAAGUGAGACUGUGGUGUUGAUGGAGAGGUUUGACUUGAGGAAAAUGUGGAGAGCUGUGGGGGAGUUCAGGGUGACGGAUGUGGCAGUGGCAGUGGCACUACCGGUGUUGGUGACUAUGGCGAAGGGAGAUGUGACGGAUGGCUAUGAUUUGAGGGAGGAUGUCGACUACUCUGAGGAAGAGAUUGAUAGGGGAUUUCAAGAGUUUGCAGUAGGAUCCUCGUAUGUGCAAGACACAAGAGAGCUGUUUUUCUCAUCAAACUAUUAG